AUGCCGGGCCUCCGGGAGCGCGGCGCCCCCCAGAGGCUGUGCAUGGGUCUGGCCUGCAUCCUGUGCCUCUGGAACACAGUGGCUGCUGUGAAAAGAGAAACCAAGGAGGAAACAGUCCCAGCCUUCCCACUGACGACAGAGCUGCCUGCGAGGGCGGUGGACCUGUCCGCCCUGAACCUGACGGAGCUGGUGAAUGACAUGCUGAGCAGAGCCUUAAAAGAUAGCAGGAAGUUCUUCUCCUUGCUCAGCAUCACGUCCUACAGCUCCUUCGCCUUCCACAAGCUGUCCGUGGCUGUGUACAACAUUUCCAACCUGAAGAUGGUGGACCAGGCCAAGUUCCCCACGCGGUACUGCUACUGCUUAAGCAAUCGGACCAAUGACCUGUCAGAUUUCACAGCCCUCCUGGUGGACAUCAUUGGGAAUUCCACCAGCUACCUCACAGAGAUUUUUAAGUCCACCUCUAUCCUCUCAGUGAGCCAGACCAACGCGUCCGACUGCAUCUUCAUCUGCGUGAUGACGGGGAAGGCAGGACGGAACCUUUCGGACUUCUGGGAGUUGGCGGAGAAAUCUCCGGUCAUCACUUACACCUUCACCAGCAGCCUGGCCGCUGCUCCGGCCCCCAGGGGGACAGCCGCGGCUUCGAAGCUCACACCCACAGGCCAGCAGACACCGCCACGGACAAGCCCUCCACGCACAGCCCGGGGCACCAGCUUGCCCGCUCUGAGCGCCUCUCCCUGGGCCGAGGUGCCUGAGCCUUCGGAGCAAGAGCAGGCGGUGACCACAGUCAGGCUUUCUGAGCUCCUCGCCAAGGCCACGGCCACGGCCACGGCCACAGCCACAGCCAAACCGGGCAGCGUCUCUCCCACCCUCCCAGGCUCAGCGACCAGGAGGGCAGCGGGCACUCCAUGGGUGACAGACGGCGGGCUGGCCUGGGCAUCCACACAGCCUGUGCCCCGGGCUCCGACCACCGGCGAGGACACCCCUGGAGGGCCGCCCUGGGAAGCGCGCUCCUCCGCAGCGACAUCGCCCGCAGAGGCCAAGGUCACAGGGACCACGGGAACCACGGGGACCACAGGGACCACGGGGAGCCUUUGGGAGCCUCCUGCUGGGACACGCAGCAGCCCUUCCCGGACCAGCCCGACCUCGGGAACACCCACCCCUGGCACACAGACUUCCAGUCCAACCAAGGCCCCGGCUCCCCGGUACCCACACACAGAUGAUAAUCUGCGGCCAUUCCCCGCUGGAGAGGAGCUGGCCCCGGGACCCCACCGCGUUCACGUCUCCAGGUGUCCUCAGCAGGUCCUCAGAGACGGGCCUGUGACAGCGGGGCCCCUCCCCGGGGCUGCCCACAAGCUCACCCCCUGCCUGAUGGAGCUGUGCCGGUUUUUCCAGCAGUGCCUCUGCGCGAGCCCGAGGAGGGACCCCGGGACGGAGGCCAUGAGGUCCUGUCUUGAGUACUAUUCCUGGUUCCUGAAGAAUGCGACCCACAUCUGCCAGAAGGCAAAGAGGCUGUCCCACUCGCCCACCUUAAAACAAAGAUGCCUGGAGCACAUCUGCAAGUCUGUGUGA
Messenger RNA from Pipistrellus nathusii (Nathusius's pipistrelle), 1569 nucleotides. The record is from the annotation of a GenBank genome assembly. Lineage: Eukaryota; Metazoa; Chordata; Mammalia; Chiroptera; Vespertilionidae.